This is a messenger RNA of Armigeres subalbatus, 3738 nucleotides long. RefSeq lists its product as uncharacterized. Bases 1 to 3738 code for a protein of 1245 amino acids. Lineage: Eukaryota; Metazoa; Arthropoda; Insecta; Diptera; Culicidae. Gene Ontology annotation, molecular function: nucleic acid binding. The transcript is spliced from 2 exons. The record is from RefSeq and is a predicted model, not a curated record.
AUGUCAAAGGAGCUACCAAUCUUCAGCGGCAAUCCAGAGGAUUGGCCGCUAUUUAUAAGUUCGUACAAGAAUACAACGGAAGCUUGUGGAUACUCCGAAGCGGAGAAUUUGGCGCGGUUACAGCGAUGCCUCAAAGGACACGCACUGGAAUCAGUUCGGAGCCGUCUUUUGCUGCCAGCAGGCGUACCACAAGUGAUUGCUACGCUCAAGAUUUUGUAUGGUAGACCGGAGCUGCUGAUCCACACAUUAUUACAAAAGAUUCGCGAAGUUGCGGCGCCGAAGCACGACAGACUGGACACUUUGAUUGGAUUUGGAAUGGCGGUUCAAAACUUAUGUGACCACUUGGAAGCCGGUGGGCAAGAAGCCCAACUAAAUAAUCCGAUGUUGCUCUUCGAACUGGUGGAGAAGCUUCCGGCAAAUAUGAAGCUAGACUGGUCGCUUUAUAAGCAACGCUGCGGCGGAGUGAAUCUUCAAGUAUUCGCCCAAUACAUGUCUACGUUGGUUCGCGCUGCGACAGAUGUAACGCUAGACUAUGGCCCCAAACCUUCGCAAUCACGACAGCAACGGGAGAAAAGCGGUAAGGAUAAACACUUCUGCGGCGCACAUUCCAUGGACGAAUCUACUCGUUCGGCGCGCCCGACAAAAGAGUUCAUUGAUAAACGGGAUAGUACUCCAGGCCCAGUGUGCCUGAUCUGCAAAGAUCCAAAACACCGUGUGAAGGAUUGUGAUGAAUUCGGUAAAAAAGCUGUGGACGAACGCUGGAAAGUCAUCCAACAGUAUAGUUUGUGUCGGAAUUGCCUAGGCGCUCAUGGGAGAAGACCAUGCAAGAUAAGCAAACGGUGCGAAGUGGAAGGAUGCCAGAUGAAACAUCAUUCAAUGUUGCAUUCGAACACCGUGAAGUCGGAUAACAGUGAAAACAAGGCAAGUGGUUCGAGAGCUGUCACUAAUUAUCACACCGGCGGCAAGGCAUCACUUUUUCGCAUUCUUCCGGUAACUCUUCAUGGCAACAAUCGUUCCAUGUCAGUGUUCGCUUUCUUGGAUGAUGGUUCGGAGCGUACUCUCGUGGAAGAAGAUGUGGUGAAAAAGCUGGGAGUGGAAGGUGAACAUCUUCCAUUGUGCUUACAGUGGACGGCGAACGUGAAGAGAACGGAAGCAGGUUCACAGAGAAUUGGGCUAGAAAUUGCAGGACGAUUAAGCAGUGCGAAGCAUAAGCUGGUAGAUGUACGUACAGUGAGCAAGUUGGAUCUGCCACGACAAAGUAUCCAGUAUGCGAAGUUGGCGGAAACAUUUCCAUACUUACGAGGACUUCCCGUUCAAGAUUAUGAGAAAGCCGUUCCGUGCAUUCUGAUUGGAAACGACAACGCUCACGUCACGGCCACUUUAAAAUUGCGUGAAGGACAACCAGGCGAGCCAGUAGCUGCGAAAACCAGGUUGGGUUGGACAAUUUACGGAAAGAAUUCGUGUAAAUCGGAAAGUCCAGCUCAUAUUUUCCACAUUUGCGAAUGCUACAAGGAUGAGUCGCUUCAUGACCUGGUUACUCAAUUCUUUUCCGUCGAAUCAUUGGGAAUCACAGAAACGGCGUGUCCAGAAUCCGAAAAAGUACAAAGGGCGAAUCAAAUUCUACGAGCGACCACGAAGCGGAUGGGGCCGCGUUUCGAAACGGGUCUUAUAUGGAAAUAUGACAAAUUUGAAUUCCCGGAUAGCUACGCCAUGGCAGUAAGAAGACUUGAGUGUUUGGAACGUCGAAUUCGAAGCGAUCCUGUGAUCGGAGAAAGCGUGAUGCGACAGAUGAGAGAGUAUCAAAUAAAGGGAUAUAUCCAUAAGGCGACAGAGGAGGAACUAGAAGGAGCUGAUCCGCGGAGAGUUUGGUAUUUGCCUCUUGGGGUUGCUUUAAACCCAAAAAAACCGACGAAGGUACGCAUAUUUUGCGAUGCAGCGGCAAAGGUAGAUGGGAUAUCUCUCAACACGAUGCUCUUAAAAGGUCCCGAUCUGCUCAACAGUUUACUGGCGGUGCUUUUUGGUUUUCGAGAAAAAAAGAUCGCGCUUUGUGCAGAUCUCAAGGAAAUGUUCCACCAGGUACAAAUAAGGAAGGAAGACAGACAUGCCCAGAGACUGCUAUGGCGUGAGGAUUCAUCCCACGAACCGGACAUUUAUUUGAUGGAUGUUGCCACAUUUGGUGCUGCUUGUUCGCCCUGCUCGGCGCAAUUUGUUAAAAAUCUAAAUGCGGCCGAACAUGCAGAGAGUUUUCCUGCCGCCGUUGAUGCCAUUCUACGUAAACACUACGUGGAUGAUUAUUUGGAUAGCGCUGAUAAUGUGGACGAAGCCGUGAAGCUUGCGCUGGAAAUCAAACACGUUCAUUCCUUAGGGGGGUUUCAACUGCGGAAUUGGUUAUCUAACUCCCAAGAUGUCCUCACACGGGUCGGGGAUAAUGAUUCGGUUGCUGAAAAAAGCCUACAGCUGGAUAAAGACAGUGUAACGGAACGCGUACUUGGAGUAUUUUGGAAGUUAGAGAAGGAUGUGUUCACGUUUUCGUCAGCAAUGAGCACGCAUGAAGAACGACCAACGAAAAGGUCGGGGUUUCUUCAUCUUCACGAGGACCAAUGGCCCACAGAAGCAAAAAUUAAAGUGAAUCAGACAACCGAAGAGCUUCGAUCUUGUUUGGUACACCAAGAAGUGAUAGCAAAGCACCAAGUGAAAUGGGAUCGCUUCUCGCAAUGGAGCAGACUGUGGCAUGCAUCAGCGUAUAUCUAUCGUUACGUAACGAAUCUACGACGUAGAGCGAGAAAGGAGAAUACACUAGGGGGACCGUUGAGACAAGAGGAACUUGCUGCUGGCGAGAAUAUUAUCUGGCGGUGGAUUCAAAGCGACGUGUUUCCCGAUGAAGUGGCGACUCUUUCCGAAGCACGAGGAAAUCUACUAAAACGGCAGGCGAAACUGGAAAAAACUAGUAAACUUCGUAAACUUUCUGCUUACAUGGAUGCUGCUGGAGUGGUGCGCAUGGAGAGUCGGAUAGCAGCGGCCACCUUUGCGUCAUUCGACACACGGUUCCCAAUUAUUUUGCCAAAGGGUCACAUAGGAACGAGACUGAUGAUAGGCUGGUACCAUCAAAAGUAUCUGCACGGAAAUGCAGAGACCGUUGUAAAUGAAAUGAGGCAGCGUUUUUAUGUACCAAACCUUCGAGCAGAAGUGCGCAAGGUGAAGAAGAUGUGUCAACUGUGCAGAGUGAAGCAAGCGCUUCCGGUAGUUCCAAGAAUGGCCCUGUUGCCUACGGCCAGAUUAAAACCAUACGAACGUCCGUUUUCAUAUGUAGGAGUGGAUUAUUUCGGACCAAUCGCGGUGCGGGUGAAUCGCACAACUGCCAAGAGAUGGAUUGCGUUGUUUACGUGCCUUACGAUCCGCGCGGUACAUCUGGAGCUAGUGCAUACAUUGUCGGCAGAGUCAUGUAAAAUGGCAUUUCGUAGAUUUAUUGCUCGAAGAGGUGCACCAGCUGAAAUCUACAGCGACCGCGGUACCAAUUUUGUGGGUUCCAGUAAAGAGCUACGAAGAGAAAUGGAAAUCAUCGAAGGACAACUCGAGGAAACGUUCACUAGUCCUAACACUAAAUGGGUCUUCAACCCCGGCAGCUCCUCAUAUGGGUGGUGCCUGGGAACGUCUGGUGAGGUCGGUGAAAACAGCCCUGGCAGCGAUGUACACUUCCAGGCUUCCCAACGAAGAGACAUUGAUGACCUUGCUAGCUGA